Moneuplotes crassus is the source of this 1168-nucleotide messenger RNA. Lineage: Eukaryota; Ciliophora; Spirotrichea; Euplotida; Euplotidae. The record is from the annotation of a GenBank genome assembly.
AUGGAAUCUACAGGAUCCGAAUCCAAAAUGGUGUACAGAUAUUUGGGUAACUCCGGCCUCAAAGUGUCAAUCUUGGGCUUUGGGAACUGGAUUACCGGCCAUGACCCCAAAGCUGAAGAGACCCAGAUCGAGUGUAUCAAGAAGGCAUACGAACUUGGUGUAAACUUCUUUGAUACUGCCGAGAUUUAUGGUGAUGGUGAAGCAGAGAAGAUCAUGGGAAAAGCAAUCAAAGAACUUCCUUGCGAAAGGAAAGAUAUUGUCCUCACCACUAAGAUCUUCAAGUGUGGAGCUGAUGUGAAUGGAACCUUCCUAAGUAGGAAACAUAUUACAGAAGCUGUCCAAAACUCUCUUGACAGACUCGGUGUAGAGUAUGUUGAUGUGCUCUUCUGUCAUAGACCAGACGAGAACACUCCUCUAGAAGAAACUAUUAAGGCUAUGAACUGGGCCAUUGAUGAAGGACUUACCUUCUACUGGGCUACUUCUGAAUGGAGCGCUGCUAAAAUCGCAGAAGCCAUGGAGAUAUGCAAAAGAUUGAAGUUACAUAAACCCAUCUGCGAUCAAUGCGAAUACAGUGCCCUAAUGAGGACAAACUUUGAGAAAAAUCUGAGACAUUCAUAUGAGACCUACAAAUAUGGUACUACAAUCUGGUCUCCUCUUGCUGGAGGUAUUCUUACAGGAAAGUACAAUGAUGGUAACAUUCCCGAGGAUACAAGAUACAAAGACAAUGCUUAUGUAUCAAGUGUAAUUCUCCAAAAAUACUUUGGUCCUAAAGUUAAGGAAAACACCCUCAGAAUUCUUAAUGGUCUGAAGGAGAUAGCUGACGAGAAUAAUGUGUCAAUGGCUCAACUGUGCCUCGCUUGGACUCUAGUCAACAAAGAUACCAGCACUUGUAUCUUCGGAGCUUCUAAGGUCUCUCAAGUUGAGGAUAACAUGAAGGCUCUUGACCUAGCUCUCAACUGGACAAAGGAGCUUGAGGAAAAAAUCGAGACUUUGAUGGACAACACUCCCGAAGCAGACCUCGAUUACAACAAAUGGGCAAAAGCAGAGGGAAGAAGGUCCCUUAGAGUGGAUUAUGACAUGAAAAUAGAGCCAAUGGCGGCCCUCUGGACCACCUUCGUUUCAUCAUCAGAAUAGUAAAAAUUGGUGGUUAACUCAAUUUCGUGCAACG